Messenger RNA from Solanum dulcamara, 1585 nucleotides. RefSeq names its product THO complex subunit 2-like. Gene Ontology annotation, biological process: mRNA export from nucleus; mRNA processing. The record is from RefSeq and is a predicted model, not a curated record. Lineage: Eukaryota; Viridiplantae; Streptophyta; Magnoliopsida; Solanales; Solanaceae. The transcript has 13 exons. The coding region runs from base 72 to 1274 and encodes 400 amino acids. Gene Ontology annotation, cellular component: THO complex part of transcription export complex. Gene Ontology annotation, molecular function: mRNA binding.
UCUAUCUUAAUUCUUAAUAAGCAAGUGAAGAAACCCUAGCUCGCAGGGUUUGUCAUUUCCCGACAACAAAAAUGUCUCUUUCACCUUUGGAGUAUUUGUACUUUACAGAGGACUCCAUCAAAGAGUUGAAAAAUGGAAACACUAGCUUCAAGUUCUCUCAACCACUUCCCACUCUUCGCUUUCUCUAUGAGCUCUGCUGGGUUAUGGUUCGAGGUGAAUUGCCCUUUCAGAAAUGUAAAAUGGCAUUAGAGUGUGUGGAGUUUGUGGAUUAUGCAUCCCAGGAGGAGCUAGGGUCGAGUUUGGCUGAUAUUGUUACCCAAUUGGCUCAGGAUCUGUCAUUACCGGGAGAAAAUCGUCAACGUGUUAACAAACUGGCAAAAUGGCUUGUGGAAUCUGCUUUAGUUCCUUUGAGAUUUUUUCAGGAGCGAUGUGAGGAAGAGUUUUUGUGGGAGUCUGAGAUGAUCAAGAUAAAGGCUGCAGAUUUGAAGUCGAAAGAGGUUAGGGUAAAUACUCGUCUUCUUUAUCAGCAAACAAAGUUUAACCUUCUUCGCGAAGAAAGUGAAGGUUAUGCAAAGCUGGUCACUCUCCUUUGUCAAAUUCCAGAGGGUUCUACACGGAAUGCUUCAGCUGCUACAGUUGGCAUAAUCAAGUCGCUGAUUGGGCACUUUGAUCUGGAUCCAAACCGAGUGUUUGAUAUUGUUUUGGAGUGUUUUGAACGUCAGCCUGGUAAUAGUAUAUUUUUGGACUUGAUUCCCAUAUUUCCCAAGUCCCAUGCCUCCCAAAUUCUUGGAUUUAAGUUUCAAUACUACCAACGUCUGGAAGUAAAUGAUCCUGUUCCGAGUGAACUUUAUCAGCUAACAGCCUUGCUGGUGAAAAGAGACUUCAUUGAUGUUGACAGCAUUUAUGCACAUUUACUUCCCAAGGAGGGGGAUGCUUUUGACCAUUACAAUGCAUUUUCAGCUAAGAGACUUAAUGAGGCUCCAACUUUUUCUAGUGCUAACAAAAUAGGUAGAAUAAAUCUUGCUGCUACUGGAAAGGAUCUCAUGGAUGAAGAGAAACAAGGAGAUGUGACAGUGGAUCUGUAUGCUGCAUUGGACAUGGAAACAGAGGCAGUUGCUGAGCGUUCCUCGGAGCUAGAAAAUAGUCAACCCCUGGGCUUGCUUAUGGGAUUUCUUGAAGUGGAUGACUGGUAUCAUGCUCAUGUGUUGUUUGACCGUCUCUCCCAUCUUAAUCCAGCAGAGCAUGUACAAAUAUGUGAUGGAUUAUUCAGGUAAAUCAAAAUCUCAUUAAUCGUUUGAUGUCUGCUCGUUCUCCCCUCUUCAAUUCCCAAUCGCUUUGGGAACGUCACGGGGGAGGAAGAUAGAAAGGUAACCUAUGACACCGGGGAAUUAUGCUUUUUUUGCCGUUAUCAAUCAUCUAUCACACUUUUGCAUUGUUCUUCGGAACUACUUAUGCAUCAGGUGUGGUAAUUGGUCUUAAUACAUUCUUGGUUCAUUAUCCAUUCACUAAGAUUUAACUGUUGUAAUUUUUUGAGCAAGGGUGGACUCUUAAUUGAUACUAUCAUUUCUCUUUGUUUGGAGUAUAG